This is a messenger RNA of Oryzias melastigma (Indian medaka), 528 nucleotides long. RefSeq names its product fumarylacetoacetase. Gene Ontology annotation, molecular function: fumarylacetoacetase activity. The transcript has 3 exons. Gene Ontology annotation, biological process: L-tyrosine catabolic process; L-phenylalanine catabolic process; homogentisate catabolic process. The record is from RefSeq and is a predicted model, not a curated record. The coding region runs from base 148 to 444 and encodes 98 amino acids. NCBI's taxonomy places the organism in Eukaryota, Metazoa, Chordata, Actinopteri, Beloniformes, Adrianichthyidae.
GAUGCUUGUUGAAAACCUGCCGAGCUUCUGACUGGUUCCUGUCAUCGUCAGUCUUCCUGGACUCACCUUGAUGCUGGGGGCGGGGUCUUCACCUGCCGGGUUGCUCUGUCAGAACCGGGUUUGUAACUCUGUCUUCUCUGUCAGUACAUGUACUGGACCAUGAAGCAGCAGCUAGCCCACCACACCGUCAACGGCUGCAACGUCAGAGCUGGGGACCUGCUGGCCUCCGGAACCAUCAGCGGACCUAACCCAGAAAGCUUUGGUUCCAUGCUGGAGCUGUCCUGGAGAGGAUCCAAAAACAUCCAGCUGACAGGAGGACAGACCAGAACGUUCCUGAAUGAUGGAGAUGAAGUCAUCAUCACAGGUUUCUGUCAGGGAGACGGCUUCAGGGUGGGCUUUGGUUCCUGCCGGGGAACCGUCCUGCCGGCCUGCAGCUCCGCUUGACCCUUUGGCAGAACCUUCAGAGGUCGUUGGGCGGUUCUGCUCCAUCUGCAGACGUCUCUUUCUAAUAAACGUUCCUCCACGACA